Molecule: messenger RNA, 1920 nt
Organism: Aegilops tauschii subsp. strangulata
Lineage: Eukaryota; Viridiplantae; Streptophyta; Magnoliopsida; Poales; Poaceae
Product: cytochrome P450 CYP94D108
Molecular function (GO): oxidoreductase activity, acting on paired donors, with incorporation or reduction of molecular oxygen; iron ion binding; heme binding
Source: RefSeq, a predicted model, not a curated record
UUAUGCCAAUGUAGCAACCCGAUGCAUGAAUCAAACAACUGAAUCGGGAGGCAACUCUGACCAGUCGCCGAUACAAGAAAACUGAACAAUCCCUCACCUCUCAUCGCAAGCAGAGUGAUCUAACUGGAGUAUCACCCGCACCGCUCGCGAGCUAGGCAAGACCAACUCACUCACUCACUCGCCAUGGAACUCUCCUUGGCCUCAUCCCUUCCCCUCCUCCUCCUGCCGCUCCUCCCUCUUCUCUACUUUCUCUACCUGCGGCCGGACCCCAAGAAGCAGCCUCGCGGCCAUGGCCUCAAGGUCUACCCCAUCCUCGGCACGCUGCCGCACUUCGUCAAGAACCAGGACCGCUUCCUCGAGUGGUACACCGGCGUCAUGCAGGGCAGCCCCACGCACACCCUGGCCUUCAAGGUGCCCGGCCUCACCGGCGGCGCCAUCACCGCCGACCCGGCAUGCGUCGAGCACAUACUCAAGGCCAACUUCGCGAACUACCCCAAGGGCGAGCUCUCGGUCUCCAUGCUCCAGGACUUCCUCGGCCACGGCAUCUUCAACUCCGACGGCGAGCAGUGGCUGUGGCAGCGCAAGGCCGCCAGCUACGAGUUCAACAAGCGCUCGCUGAGGAACUUCGUGGUGGACGCCGUCCGCUUCGAGGUCGUCGAGCGGCUGCUGCCGCUGCUGGACCGCGCGGGGCGCGACGGGCGGACGCUGGAGGUGCAGGACGUGCUGGAGCGCUUCGCGUUCGACAACAUCUGCCGCGUGGCCUUCGGCGAGGACCCGGCCUGCCUCGCCGAGGAGGGCAUGGCCGCGCCCGAGAGCGCCGAGUUCAUGGCCGCGUUCAACGACGCGCAGAACACCAUCAUGGCCCGGUUCAUGUCGCCCGCCAAGUGGCUGUGGCGCGUCAAGAGGCUGCUCGACAUGGAGCCGGAGAGGCGGAUGCGGUCGGCGCUCGCCACGAUCCACGGCUACGCCGACAAGAUCGUCCGUGAGCGCAAGGAGAGAGGGGAGGCUGGGCUGGCGAGCAGGGACGACUUCCUGUCGCGCUUCGCCGCGGCCGGCGAGCACAGCGACGAGAGCCUCCGCGACGUGGUGACCAACUUCAUCCUCGCCGGCCGCGACACGACCUCGUCCGCGCUGACCUGGUUCUUCUGGCUGGUGUCCACGCGGCCCGACGUGGAGGACAAGAUCACGCGCGAGAUCCGCGCCGUGCGCGCGUCGGGCGACGGCGAGGAUGCGUCGACUUUCAGCUUCGACGAGCUGCGCGAAAUGCACUACCUCCACGCGGCCAUCACGGAGUCGAUGCGGCUGUACCCGCCGGUGGCCGCCGACACGCACAGCUGCAAGGAGGACGACUUCCUCCCGGACGGCACGUUCGUCGGGAAAGGGUGGCUGAUGACGUACUGCGCGUUCGCCAUGGCGCGGCUGGAGGGCGUGUGGGGCAAGGACUGCGAGGAGUUCAGGCCGGAGCGGUGGCUCGACGAGGAGGGCGCGUUCCGGCCGGAGAGCCCGUUCAAGUACGCGGUGUUCCACGCGGGGCCGAGGAUGUGCCUCGGCAAGGAGAUGGCCUACAUUCAGAUGAAGUCCAUCGUGGCGUGCGUGCUGGAGAGGUUCAGCCUCCGGUACGCCGGCGGCGAGGGGCAUCCCAGGCUCAUAAUGUCACUGACGCUGCGGAUGGGAGGCGGCCUGCCGAUGCAGGUCAAGAGCAGAACAGGGGAGGCUAACGCCUAGGAUGCUUCAUGCUUGGAGGAGUCACAAAUCACAAUUGCUCUGUACUCCAUUUCUGUAGUGUUCUUGCUUGGUUCGGGAAAUAAAUUUCACUAGCGGGUUUAAAGGUUUUCAUUUAUAAGUGCAACGUUUAUUAAACUAGUAGUAACGAUAUUUAUGUGUGUUGUUAUGCCAUAUAAUGUGCUGGUGUUUGUUCAA